ACUGCGCAGGCACUCAGUUUCGCAUUCUCUGCUUCAAAAUAUCACUAGCUUACUCCUCGCAUUUGGCUUGCUUGUUAUUCAUUAUACUCAGAUUAAACUACUGAGAACUGUGUAAAAACAAAGCAACUGAUUAAUUGAUUUGCCUUCUUCGUAAAGCGCUAUCAUGGGCGACCAGCAACGUUCUAAAGGUGAGCAGUUGAUGAUCGAAGCAGAGGCGAUGCUGAACCAAGGUGGGGGCAUGUGCUGUGGCAAGAAGGCACGUGUGCGAUCCGAGGAGGCAUGCAUGUUGUACGUGAAGGCCGCCAACGCCUUCAAGAUGGCCAAGGAGUGGCACAAAGCGGGAAAUGCAUUCGCAGAAGCUGCCACUAUAGAACUGAAGAACGAGAGAAAAACAGAAGCCGCGAUGCACUUUGUAGAGGCAGCUAAAUGCUACAAAAAGGUGAGUCCUAACGAGUGCGAGCAGUGCCUCGUGAAAGCAGGCGAAGUGUACGACGAUGUAGGCAGAGGGAAGACAGCAGCCAAGCAGCUCAUGACCCUGGCGGAACUCUACGAAGAACAGGGCAACUUACAGAGGGCAGUGGAAGAGUACCAGAAAGCUGCCGACAUGUUCACUACCGAGCAAUUGGCCUCUUCCACCACUAAAUGCUUGAUUAAAAUAGCAACGCACAGUGCCAGCCUUGGUGAUUAUGACAGAGCCAGGAAACUAUUCGAAGAGAUAGGAACAGAAGCUCUCAACAACUCACUGCUCAAAUACACUGCUAAUGAAAACUAUACUAAAGCUGGCCUCUGCAUUUUAGCAAACAACCCUCAGGAUGGAAAGGGACUACAAGAGAAGAUUGAAGAAUGGAAAGACACGAAUCCUUCAUUUCCUGGCAGUCGAGAAUGUAAUUUUUUAUCAAAAUUAGCUUUAGCUGUCAUAAAAGACGACGUUGAUGAAUUCAACGAAGCUAUUCGGAGCCAUGAAUCCAUAUCAAGGCUGUCUGAUUGGGAUAAUGCCCUUCUCAAGACUAUCAGGAAAAACUUAGGACCAGAUUUGCGCUAAUCAUUCUUGAAGGUGACAUUCCAUCAUUGUAACCAAAGUUUAUGGACUCACGCCUUAAGUAUGCUUAAAAAGAAUAUAUGUUUUUUUUUUUUUUUUUUUUUUUUUUUUAAGAUUUUAUGUUUACAAUUAUUAUUAUGCCACAUUCAUAAGAAUGAAAUCAAGCUAUUAACCCGUAACUGGAGACGGGAGUCAAAAUAAUUCCGUGUUGUACAUUGGCUCUGAUUAUCUCUGAUUUUUUUCUUUGUCCUUAAAUACAGUCAUCUCUUUAUUACCUUCAAGUAGUACUUUUAACAGUAUGUUGGCAGAAGUCUAAGCUUGAAUACGUGCAUAUAUCCGAAUUAUUCUUUUUCAAAGUUUUUGUUGUUAUUUAAGGAGUCAUUGAUUCCACAUCUCUGUAACUGUGAUUGAAAAUAUAUCUAACGAACCAGUUAAGUUCUACAUAUUUUCCAUUGCAAUCCGUAUUGUAUUCUUCCUUUUUAUUUGUUAAAUUAUAAUAUUUAUUAAUGUUAGUGUCAUCCCGUAAUAUUUAAAUGAAGUAAGUACGCAUGAAAAGAUUGUUUAGGUUUUUCUUAUAAUAUUUUUCCAACAUUUAAUAUUAUAACACUUGGCAAUCUCAAUAUUAAUAUUUUUGGGAAUUACAUGAUUUCCAGAAUAUAUUGCGUUUCAAAAAAAAAAAGUUCAUUGCUGUUUACAAAAGACAAAAAAGAAAAAUUACAAUGGAUUCUUUUUUGACUCCAUGUCUCUGACCUCGUAAGGAAAUUCAUGUCUCCAGUUAUGGGUUAAUCUCAAAUUCUAGACAAUGGAUUAAUCUCAUUUAUUCUUUAGGGUUUUAUUAAAAUUUAAUUAUAACCCUUUAUAGCAAUUAAUAACUUGAAAUUAUCAGCAAUAUUUGGAAAGUUUUGAAUAAAGUUCGUAAAGCUUGACAGCUUCAUUGUAUCAUAAAUUUAGCAAUGAAACACUCAGUACCUGAAUUUGAUCCUUUUUGGUUAAGUUCUGAAAACAGCAGAUACACAAAUAAUUACAAAGAAUUUUAAUUUGCUCUCCAUUUUUUCUCAUCAAAUGAUAGAAAAAUUAUUUACAAUUAAGCAAUUAGCUGAUGAAGGUGAUUGCUUUUCCAGAACUUCAGUUUUUCAAGUGGCAUUUUAUAAAAUAUUCGAACAUUUGAUCACAGAGUAUUAGAACCAUAUGAUUAUAUAUUGUUACCUGACCGGUAUAUUUUCUAAAGCGUAUUAGUAUUAUGCGAUAUUUUCUAUCGAUAGUGCAUUUCAGAGUUCGUAACUAAUUUUCUUUCAAAUUGUGUCCCCUACUACGUAGGAGCAUGCUAUUUUUGCCUACACUUUUUCUUUGAUAAACCUAUAGCAAACACUGCUAAAAUGUCUUACAAAGGUGUAACUAUUCUUCCCUACUAAUUGCCUUAAAAGUUGUUGAUAAAUCUGAAUAUAAGAGCUCAGAUGAUUUACACAUUGUUAGUAUAUUUAAGAGUUUAUUUCUCAGUAGAAAUUUACAGCUUCAUUGUAAUUUAGAUAAGAUGUAAAGAUAGAGUUUUUACCAGCUCAAAUAUUGCUAGUUAGUAUGUGUGUAAUUAUGUUUUCCCUAUUAUUCGAACUGUGAUGUUUCUUGUUUCCUACUAUUGAUAAUCGAAUUGUGAAUAAUAGAUCUAUGUACUGUUGCAAUUACAAUAAAUUAUCUGUGAAUUUGCGAA
Messenger RNA from Argiope bruennichi, 2744 nucleotides. Its product is annotated as beta-soluble NSF attachment protein-like. The coding region runs from base 164 to 1042 and encodes 292 amino acids. Gene Ontology annotation, cellular component: SNARE complex; vacuolar membrane. The record is from RefSeq and is a predicted model, not a curated record. Lineage: Eukaryota; Metazoa; Arthropoda; Arachnida; Araneae; Araneidae. Gene Ontology annotation, molecular function: soluble NSF attachment protein activity; syntaxin binding. Gene Ontology annotation, biological process: SNARE complex disassembly; intracellular protein transport. The transcript is spliced from 4 exons.